AAGCAGAAGCAAAGAAAACACCAAAACACAUAACCAUGAAUCCCCUUUCGUCUCUCAUCCUUUCCUUCUUCCUCUUCACUUUCAUCAUCAAUCUUCCAUCAAACACCGCUGCACCUUCUCAAGUUGUGGACUCAAACGGUAACCCCCUUACCUAUGGCAACCAAUACUUCAUUUUCCCAGCAAGUGAUAACCCUAGUAUCGGAGCACCAACCCUAAACAAAAUCUCUGAUUCUGAAUGUCCACUAACCGUCCUACAAAACAACGCCAAACUAGGAAUACCAGUCAAGUUCACCGCAGCAGAAAGCACCACCGGUAACAUCUUAACCGGUACUGAUCUCGAGAUUGAGUUCACUGAGAAACCUAGCUGUGCUGAAAGAUCCCAAUGGAUGGUGUUUGUUGAUAACACCACUCAACUGAGCUGUAUUGGUAUUGGUGGUCCUGGAAACUAUCGUGGUGUUAAAACGACUUGUGGAAAGUUUUUGAUAGCGAAACAUGGCUCUGGCGGUGUUUAUAGGCUUGGGUUUUGUUUGGACAAUGAUGGUGAUUGUGGUUAUCUUGGACUGAAAGAUUUUGGUGGUGAAGAAGGUGGAUUCCGUUUCAUUGUGACUGUAACUGACGCUUAUUCUGUUGUGUUUGUUCCUGCUGCUUCUGUGAAAUCUGUUGCAGGUGUUGAAAUUAGUAACAUUUAGGUUUUGUUAUGUUUUAAUGAAUAAGUGUUAUGUUUUAUGUUUUAAUGAAUAAGUGUUAUGUUUUAAUGAAUAAGAAGUGAAGCAGUUUGUAUUGGUUUUAUGGUUAAUAUAAAUUGAUCGGUUGGAGUCUAGCAUGGA
Vicia villosa (hairy vetch) is the source of this 827-nucleotide messenger RNA. RefSeq names its product kunitz-type trypsin inhibitor-like 1 protein. The coding region runs from base 36 to 689 and encodes 217 amino acids. The record is from RefSeq and is a predicted model, not a curated record. Gene Ontology annotation, molecular function: endopeptidase inhibitor activity. NCBI's taxonomy places the organism in Eukaryota, Viridiplantae, Streptophyta, Magnoliopsida, Fabales, Fabaceae. The transcript has a single exon.